AUGUCUGGGCCGAUGGCGAACCCGGUCCAGCAGCGCCAACUGGACAUUGCCCAGGAGGCGCUGGAGGGCUUCAUCAAGGACAUCAAGUCUAGAACGGUAUCUGAAGAGCUCCGUAAGCGAUCAGCCCUCCAGCUGCGGGACAUGGUAGCUAUAUUACAAAGAGACCUUGCACCGGACUCAUUCAACACAUUCUUCCUCCAGGUGCAACAACGCAUCAGCAACCUCAUCAUCCAUGGCAGCGAUACUUUUGAGCGCCUCGGUGCCAUCUACAUCAUCGAUGGUCUCGUCGAUCUUGACGGGCUGGACACCGGUGUCAAGUACACUCGAUUCACUCAGAACUUGCGCACGAUACUACGAGGAAAGGACAUCAAUCCGAUGCAAGCCGCGGCUACAGUCCUAGGAAAGCUAUGCCGGCCAGGCGGCUCGAUCAUAUCCGAACUGGUUGAAGCCGAGGUCAAGAACGCCCUCGAGUGGCUCCAGUCCGACCGCAUCGAAGAGCGACGAUAUAGUGCUGUCCUCGUUCUGCGCGAGCUGGCCAGGAACGCACCUACCCUAAUGUACGCCUAUGUCGGCAUGAUUUUUGACCUCAUUUGGGCUGGCCUAAGAGAUCAGCGACAUCUCAUUCGCGCGACUUCCGCCGAGGCCGUCAGUGCGUGCUUCAGGAUCAUCCGUGAGCGUGACCAGGAACUCAAGCAAGCAUGGAUGAACAAGAUGUACAAUGAGGCCAUACAGGGACUCAAGGCCAACUCCAUUGAGUCAGCUCAUGCAUCGCUCCUCGUCCUCAAGGAGCUCCUAGAACAGGGUGGCAUGUACAUGCAGGAUCACUACCAGGAGGCUUGCGAGAUUGUCUUCCGUUACAAAGACCAUCGAGAUCCCACGAUCCGGAAAACUGUCGUCCUUCUUAUUCCUGAUCUGGCAAACUAUGCCCCCACAGAAUUCGCCUCGACGUGGCUCCACAAAUUCAUGGUCUACCUGUCAAGCAUGCUCAAGAAAGAGAAGGAGCGUAACGACGCCUUUCUUGCGAUUGGAAACAUUGCCAACUCUGUCAAGAGUGCAAUCGCUCCAUACUUGGAUGGCGUGCUGAUUUACGUUCGGGAAGGCCUCAGUGUCACGUCACGCAAGCGAGGCUCUGUUGACCCUGUCUUCGACUGUAUCAGUCGUUUGGCGGUCGCCGUUGGACAGACCCUGAGCAAAUACAUGGAGGCUCUCCUCGACCCUAUUUUCGCUUGUGAACUCACACCCAAGUUGACACAAGCACUGGUCGAUAUGGCUUUCUACAUUCCGCCCGUCAAGGCUACGAUACAGGAAAGACUUCUCGAUAUGCUGAGCAAAGUUCUUUGCGGUGAGCCGUUUAAGCCACUGGGAGCUCCGCAGCCGAACACCCUCUCUUCAGUGCCCAUCAUUCCUAAGGACUCGAAGGAUCCUUUGGCCUAUGAACAUCGCAAAGCCGAGAUCAAACUGGCCUUGAAUACACUGGGCAGCUUUGACUUUUCUGGUCACGUCCUAAAUGAGUUCGUCCGCGAUGUCGCCAUAAAAUACGUUGACGACGAUGACGCUGAGAUCCGAGAAGCUGCUGCGCUUACAUGCUGCCAGCUCUACGUACGAGAUCCCAUUGUCAACCAGACGAGCUACCAUGCUCUUCAGGUCGUCGGAGAUGUAAUUGAGAAACUGCUCACUGUUGGUGUCUCCGAUCCCGACCCGAACAUCAGGCGGACUGUUCUUGCUGCCUUAGACGAGCGAUUUGAUCGUCAUCUCUCAAAGGCGGAGAAUAUUCGCACUUUGUUCUUCGCAUUGAAUGAUGAGCACUUCCCCAUUCGUGAGGUUGCGAUAUCUAUUAUCGGCCGACUAUCCCGCUUUAAUCCGGCAUAUGUCGUACCAUCUUUGCGAAAGACCCUUAUACAGAUGCUAACAGAGCUUGAAUUCUCCGACGUUCCUAGGAACAAGGAGGAAAGCGCCAAGCUGCUUUCACUCCUCGUGCAGAAUGCACAGGAACUGAUCAGACCUUAUGUCGACCCGAUGAUCAAGGUCCUGCUUCCGAAGGCAAAUGAUCCCACCCCUUCCGUGGCAGCAACGAUCCUGAAAGCAAUUGGAGAGCUAUGUACAGUGGGGGGCGAGGAUAUGCUUCCUUAUAAAGAUGCUCUGAUGCCCCUGAUCAUUGAUGCAUUGCAGGAUCAGAGUUCUGCUCGAAAGCGAGAAGCAGCCUUGCAUACCCUAGGCCAAUUGGCUAGCAAUUCCGGCUAUGUCAUCGAUCCCUACCUCGAAUACCCACAACUUCUCGAGCUUCUCCAGAACAUCAUACGAGGCGAGCCACAGCACGGUCCUCUACGUCAGGAGACCAUUAAACUGCUUGGGAUUCUAGGAGCACUUGACCCUUAUAGACAUCAGGUACAGAUACGCCGAUUUUUCUUGAGUCACCACAGAAGAUUAUUCCCUGAAGAGCUGGAUGUCAGCAUCGUCCCCGGAGAAGACCCCGAUUCGGAUGACGAUGCUACUGAAGCCCACAGAUACAUUUCUUGUGUCAAUGUUCACAUCUGCCCCUUUGCAAGUGCUAACCUGAUACAGCAAGUUGAAGAACGAACACCUGAAAUCCAGCGCCGCGUGGAGUCCACCCAGAUGACCGACAUUUCUCUAAUGAUGACUGGUUUGACUCCGUCCAAUAAGGACUACUUCCCUACUGUCGUCAUCAACGCUCUACUUCAGAUUCUGAACGAUCAUUCUCUCGUUCAACACCAUGCGGCAGUCAUCGAGGCUAUCAUGAACAUAUUUCGAACUCUUGGGCUUGAAUGUGUCCCAUUUCUCGAUCGCAUUAUUCCAGCUUUCCUCCUAGUUAUCCGUAACUCCUCCGGUAAUCGCAGGGAGUCCUACUUCAACCAAUUAGCCACACUUGUGGGAAUCGUUCGACAGCAUAUUCGAAACUUUCUGCCUGGGAUCGUCGAAGUCCUACAGGUGUAUUGGAACGAGACACCGUCGUUGCAAUUCACAAUCUUGUCUCUCGUCGAGGCUAUCUCGCGAUCCCUCGAGGGCGAGUUCAAGGUAUAUUUAGCAGGACUAUUGCCACAUAUGCUAGGGAUUUUGGAGAAAGACAGCACGACGAAACGUCUAGCAUCGGAGAAAGUAUUGCAUGCUUUCCUUGUCUUUGGCUCGAGCAGCGAGGAGUAUAUGCAUCUCAUCAUCCCGGUGAUUGUGCGGACUUUUGAGAAAGGAAGCAACCCAGUUUUCCUGCGCAAAUCAGCUAUAGAAACCAUUGGCAAGAUCUCACGCCAAGUCAAUCUCAAUGAUUUUGCGGCAAAAGUCAUUCACCCCUUGACCAGGGUUCUCUCGAGCGGUGAACCCUCGCUUCGCGUCGCAGCUCUUGAUACCCUGUGCGCCUUGAUUCAGCAGCUGGGUCGGGAUUAUAUGCACUUUAUGGGUACAGUGAACAAGGUUUUGAGAGACAACCAAAUCCAGCAUCAAAAUUACGAGUUGCUCGUCAGCAAAUUACAAAAAGGCGAGGUUCUCCCACAGGACCUGAGCUCAGAGUCGCGUUUCGCAGAUCAGAUUGACGAGCCCGCCUUUGCCGAUCUUGGGACGAAGAAAUUGGAGAUGAACGCGAUCCACCUUAAGACGGCAUGGGAUACACGAGGUAAAUCGACGAAGGAGGACUGGCAAGAGUGGCUUCGGCGAUUUAGCACGACACUCCUGACCGAAUCGCCUAAUCAUGCACUCAGGGCAUGCGCUAGCUUGGCCAGCGUGUAUCUGCCCCUCGCCCGUGACCUGUUCAAUUCGGCUUUUGUUAGUUGCUGGAGCGAGCUUUACGAACAAUUUCAGGAGGAGUUGAUUCUCAACAUUGAGAAUGCCAUCAAAUCGGAGAACGUCCCGCCUGACCUGUUAGGUCUCCUCCUCAACUUGGCCGAAUUCAUGGAACAUGACGAUAAGGCAUUGCCGAUCGAUAUCCGUGUACUCGGGCGGGAAGCCGCGCGUUGCCAUGCCUAUGCCAAAGCCCUCCACUACAAAGAGCUCGAGUUCCUUCAGGACCAGAGCAGUGGUGCUGUUGAGGCCCUCAUUGUCAUCAACAACCAGCUCCAACAAUCCGAUGCCGCCAUCGGCAUUUUACGCAAGGCACAGCUCUACAAAGAUGGCAUUCAGCUAAGGGAGACCUGGUUCGAGAAGCUUGAGAGGUGGGAGGAAGCGCUGGCAUUCUAUAAUAAGCGCGAAAGCGAGAUUCCCGAGGAUCAGUCUACACCAGUAGAGAUUGUCAUGGGGAAGAUGCGCUGUCUUCACGCACUAGGUGAAUGGGACGCUUUGGGCCAUCUGACAAGCCAUACCUGGGCGAACUCAUCUCCGGAAGUGCAGCGCUUGAUCGCCCCGCUCGCCACGACCGCUGCUUGGGGUCUCGGAAAAUGGGACUCGAUGGACAACUAUCUGCAGUCUCUUAAGAGAUUCUCGCCAGAUCGAUCGUUCUUCGGCGCCAUUCUGGCAUUGCAUCGUAACCAAUUCCGCGAAUCGGCUCAAAACAUUGACAACGCCCGAGAGGGCCUCGACACUGAACUUAGCGCACUUGUUAGCGAGUCCUACAACCGCGCGUACCAGGUUAUCGUGCGCGUGCAGAUGCUGGCAGAAUUGGAGGAGCUCAUCAUCUACAAACAAACAGACGAGAAGAAGCAGGCCAGUCUUCGCCGCACAUGGGAGAGGCGCUUGAAGGGCUGCCAGCGCAACUUGGAAGUCUGGCAGAGGAUGCUUCGUCUUCGUUCCCUAGUCAUCACACCCGGAGAGAAUAUGCACAUGUGGAUCAAGUUUGCGAAUCUAUGUCGCAAGUCAGGACGAAUGGGCCUGGCUGAGAAGUCAUUGAAGCAGCUUGUUGGCACCGAAGCACCUCUCGAUACGAUGAUUCCGUAUUGGCAUGAAAGACAACCCGUCAAUCGCAACGGCGUUCAGGCCCAGGUCAUAUAUGCCGUGCUCAAAUUCCAGUGGGAUGUUGGUCAGCAGCCUGGCUCCCGUAAUUCCGGUAUUGCAGAGAAAGCUCUGUAUUGCCUGCGAAAGUUCACUGGCGAUACUGUUUUGCGACUUGAGGCUGCUCGCUCACACCUCCACGCCACGCAGCCCAACGGAGACAGCCUUCCAUUUGGGUAUGGCUUCCCGGAAGGUACGGAGAAUAUGCUUGCCCCAGGUGCCCAGAAAGUCCUGUUCGAUCAGGCGGUGCUUCUCGCCAAAUGCUUCCUGCGCCAGGGCGAAUGGUUGAUCUCGCUGAACAAGGAUGAUUGGCAAUACACACAGGUCAACGACAUCCUAGCCUGCUACUCUCAAGCAACGAAGUAUAAUACAAAGUGGUACAAAGCCUGGCACGCUUGGGCACUGGCCAACUUUGAGGUCGUGCAAGCUCUCUCAGCUAGAGGCGAGGGCGGAAUCUCUCGGGUUGAUCAUCAAGUCAUUACGGAUCACGUUGUCCCUGCUGUCCGUGGAUUCUUCGAGUCAAUUUCUCUAUCUCAGGGCAGCUCUCUCCAAGACACACUGAGACUCCUGACCCUCUGGCUGACACACGGCGGAUAUUCAGAGGUUAACUCUGCCGUCACGGAAGGCUUCACACAUGUUAGCGUUGACACGUGGCUCGAAGUCAUUCCACAGCUUAUCGCUCGCAUCAACCAGCCCAACAAACGGGUUCAGCAAUCGGUUCAUAAUCUGUUAGCGGAUGUUGGAAGGGCGCAUCCCCAGGCCCUGGUCUAUCCCUUAACUGUUGCCAUGAAGUCGUGGCAGAACUCACGUCGAUCUCGCUCGGCCGCCCAGAUUAUGGAUAGCAUGAGGCAGCACAGUGCCAAACUUGUUGAGCAAGCCGACAUAGUAAGCCACGAGCUGAUAAGAGUAGCUGUUUUGUGGCACGAGCUCUGGCAUGAAGGUCUGGAAGAAGCGUCAAGGCUCUACUUUGGGGAUCAUAACAUCGACGGCAUGCUAGCAACUCUGGAACCUCUCCAUGAACUUUUGGAACGUGGCCCAGAGACUUUGCGCGAGAUCUCGUUUGCUCAAACCUUUGGUCGUGACCUUACGGAGGCCCGGGAAUGGUGCCGGCAAUACGAGCUCAGCCAUGAUGUUGGUGACCUGAACCAGGCUUGGGAUCUGUAUUACCAGGUCUUCCGCCGCAUCUACCGCCAGCUACCUCAAAUGACUUCGCUUGAGCUGACAUACUGCUCCCCGAAGCUUUUGGCCGCCAAGGACCUCGAUCUUGCAGUUCCUGGAACGUAUCGUAGUGGCAAUCCGAUUGUGCGCAUCAGCUCUUUCGAGACAACGUUCAGCGUUAUUAGCAGCAAGCAGCGUCCUCGAAAGCUGAACAUCAAUGGCAGCGACGGUGUCUCAUACACGUUCCUGCUGAAGGGUCACGAAGAUAUCCGCCAGGACGAACGUGUCAUGCAGCUCUUUGGACUCUGCAAUACCCUACUUUCCAACGAUUCGGAAUGCUAUAAGCGGCAUCUGAACAUCCAGCGCUAUCCGGCCAUUCCUCUUAGUCAGAACUCUGGCCUAUUGGGCUGGGUGCCGAACAGCGACACUGUCCACAUGUUAAUUAGGGAGUACCGUGAGAGCAGAAAGAUCUUGUUGAACAUCGAGCACCGAAUCAUGUUACAAAUGGCGCCUGACUAUGACAACCUGACGCUCAUGCAGAAGGUUGAAGUCUUUGGUUACGCUCUUGACAAUACCACGGGCCAGGACUUGUACCGUGUCUUGUGGUUGAAGAGCAAGAGCAGUGAGGCGUGGCUCGAACGCCGCACGAAUUACACUCGCAGUCUCGGUGUCAUGAGCAUGGUUGGCUAUAUUCUCGGCCUAGGCGAUCGCCAUCCGUCCAAUCUGAUGCUGGAUCGCAUUACUGGCAAGAUCAUCCAUAUCGACUUUGGAGACUGCUUCGAAGUUGCCAUGAAACGCGAGAAGUACCCUGAGAGGGUGCCCUUCCGGCUGACGCGCAUGCUUACAUACGCGAUGGAAGUCAGCAACAUAGAGGGAAGCUUUAGAAUCACAUGUGAGCAUGUAAUGAGAGUUCUCAGAGAGAACAAGGAGAGCGUCAUGGCAGUUCUAGAAGCGUUCAUUCACGAUCCAUUGCUCACUUGGCGACUCACGAAUGCUGCAAGCCCCGCAGGCCCAACUUUCCAGUCCGAGCGAGAGCAAGCUCUUGUUGGGCCCCAGGCAUCACGAAACAGACGGCCGUCUAUCCUCGACGCAGAUCCAUCCGCAUUACUCGCAGCGCAAGUCGGAAAUGGAGAUGGCACAGUACCUGGUGGGCUUCCUGGGGCACGUCCUCGUGCUCGCACAAACUCAUCUGCGGCCCCUGGGAGCAGCCUUGGCGUCAAUGGUCAGCGCGGCGAGCCACAAGAUGCGGCUGAAGUCCAAAACGCCAGGGCUUUGGAGGUACUAGACCGAGUCAACCAAAAGUUAACCGGCCGAGACUUCAAACCGAAUGAAGAGCUCGAUGUGAUCAAUCAAGUGAACAAAUUAAUCGUUGAGGCGACUAAACUAGAGAACCUGUGCCAACAUUACAUUGGGUGGUGCAGUUUCUGGUAA
This is a messenger RNA of Phaeoacremonium minimum UCRPA7, 7518 nucleotides long. RefSeq names its product putative phosphatidylinositol 3-kinase tor2 protein. Gene Ontology annotation, biological process: negative regulation of macroautophagy; protein phosphorylation; TOR signaling. Bases 1 to 7518 code for a protein of 2505 amino acids. Gene Ontology annotation, molecular function: protein serine/threonine kinase activity; protein-containing complex binding; protein binding. Gene Ontology annotation, cellular component: TORC2 complex; nucleus; TORC1 complex. The record is from RefSeq and is a predicted model, not a curated record. The transcript is spliced from 5 exons. NCBI's taxonomy places the organism in Eukaryota, Fungi, Ascomycota, Sordariomycetes, Togniniales, Togniniaceae.